AGCACACGCUUAUGACUUACCGUUUGUAAUAACCGAGCCGUAUUUCGUAUUCGUGGUCAGCUGACUUUACGCAGGUGAAGGACAGCUUCUCUACGUGCUUUCUGCCCUCUCCUUGUUGCUGUGGCGCACUUGCAAUACCCGGCAGCGCAGCGCCCUUCUUUUUCUAAAUUAUCUCUUCGUUAAAAAGGAAAGGAAACACCGAAAACAAAGGUGGAGCGUGGUUCAACGCCGAACUGUCCUAUGUCUCACAGCACGCAGCCGACCAGCCAGGCGAGGCGAGGCGAGCUGGAAGGCAUUGUAAGGGACGACCAUGGACGCACCUACGUCGCCGUCCACCCUCGCUACUCCUCCGCGAGCGGCUAUCGCCACCGUAUUUUUUCGUUCCAAAUCGUCGUGAGCGUCCUCAGCCUGUGCGCUCUGGUGUUUGCCAUCGUUGGCCAGGUGGUUCCAUUUGGCCAGGACGGCAAUGUGCACGACCUGCACUUGAUGUUCUCCAUUUGGUACAUCCAUAUCUCCUCCCCGACGGGCGAGCUCGUUAACGCGACAGACAACAAAUCCGCCGGCGGUGCAAAGGUAUUCGCUGUUCUCACUGCUGUCUUCAGUCUGCUGGCCUUCGUCCUCGCCGCGGUCCACGCCAGCUUCUGGCACCACGACGAGCGCCUCCGCUCCGAGGAGGAAGACGCGAACGCCACGCUGCAGUCAAAGUAUGGGACGCUGCGCGCAGGUAGUCGCAUGAGCAAUGACUCCUUCCCGUAUGAGAAUCAGCGCGUUUUGAACACCUGCGGGGACCUUGUCCCUUUCGAAGUAGCCGAACACACCCGACGUCGUCGCGACCGCAACCUGGGCAUCACAACCUUUUCCUUGCUGCUUGCCACUGCCCUGUGCGCGCUCAUCUCCUUAAUUCUCAUCUCUUCGCUGUUCUCCAAACUAAUUGUGGGCGUGGACACCAUACGGUAUCGUGCGGGGAUGCCGUUGUUUAUUGUUGCACUCAUCCUCGCCGUGAUCGCCUUCACCGUCCUCGCCAUCCCGCAACUCACGGCACUUUACCUGUGCAACGCUCCGCAAACACCACACGCGGACUUGAUGGUGCUCGGCAACGCACAGAGGGACUCCGAAGAGCUGCAGCAACAGCAGUACUCGCAGUCGGCGGUCGGAGGCAGUGUAGCAGGCAACGCGACGAGAAGCGACGUCACCUCUUGUACGCGGCCGAGGCCGGGGGCAGUGUACACUGCAUUCCCGCCGCCGGCUGCGCAGAUGUUGACUGGGCCAAAUCCCUUCUGCGCACCAAACAUGUUCGACAACAACAACGUGGCGGUUGCGCAGGGCAUCCGCAUCGCCCUCCCCGGACCUCCGAUAGAGAUGGUACAGCAGCUGCAGCAGCACCAGCAUCCAGACCAGCUGGAUUACCCCUCUGGUGACUACUACACCACCCCGCCCCAGUUGUUUAACGUAAGCAACGCCACGGGGGGCAACGGGAAAGGCGUGUAG
This is a messenger RNA of Leptomonas pyrrhocoris, 1488 nucleotides long. RefSeq lists its product as hypothetical. Lineage: Eukaryota; Euglenozoa; Kinetoplastea; Trypanosomatida; Trypanosomatidae. The record is from RefSeq and is a predicted model, not a curated record. The transcript has a single exon. Bases 241 to 1488 code for a protein of 415 amino acids.